UAAGGCGCUCCUCCCGAUAAAGGCAUCUGCAGGCAACAACCGAUUAUCUACAUCUGAGCGCCAGUCUGCGCAAUUGCCUGUCGCUGUUUUGGUGUUUCAGGUCGGAGUGAAUUUACUGAGAACGAUGGAUGCACCAGGAAGCAAUGGUCCGGAAGUUACUGACUAUAUCCACCACUCCAUGAUGGAGGCGGCCCUGAAGAGGCAUUUCUCGUGUGACACCAUCACUGUGGAGUCCAUCGUGGUGGAGCCGGCGAACAAGGUCGGCGCCGGUUACGGCAGCCAUAUGUCCAGGGUGAGGGUCGCCUUCAGGAAGGGCGAGGAAGAGACGACUCGGCAGCUGCCGUUGAUCGUGAAGGCCGACCAUAGCAGAGCGGAGGCGCAGCAGCAGGUCCGUAAGUGGGACGUAUUCAAGACGGAGGCGCUGGUGUUGGGCGAAGUGAUGCCCAUAGCGCACGAGGCUCUGCGCCUGGUGGAGGGCGCAAUGUUCCGUCCACUGGUGGCCACGUGCCUGCACCACGGCACCACGCCCAGGGCCUUCCUCGUGCUGGACGACCUGGUGGCGGCCGGCUAUCGACUGGCAGACGCGGAUCGACCUCUCGACUACCAGCACUGCGAGGUGGUGAUGCGAGCGUACGCACGCCUCCAUGCUGGUACUGCCUAUGUGCUCAGCAAGCUCCCUGACUGCGGUGCCCAACUCAAUGUCGAUUACUUCAGCACUGAGGACAUGGAGUUUAUUCUGCGGCCGAUGAUGCAAAGUACGUUUUCCGCUGUUGCCGAUUUCGUGAAGAGAAUUCCUAGCUAUGAGCACUGUGCAGACAAGUAUAUGGAGCUCACAGAUACAUUACUGCCACUGAUGAGAAAGACGUUGAAGAAAAAAGUACAAGAUACUAAGCUGAAGGUACUGGUUCAUGGUGACUGCUGGAAGAACAACAUGAUGUUCAAGUACUCGUCAGGGGAUGUUGGUGAUGUGCGGUUCGUCGAUUUUCAGAUGACACACGUGUCCAGCCCUGCCCGCGACCUGGCAUACUUCCUGUACGCGAACACCGGCCUGGAUGUGCACGAGCGCCUGCCUUCACUGCUGGAGACCUACCACACACAGCUACAGGCGUCGCUGCGCGCGCUGGGGAUGGCAGCUGCGGCGGACGCCUACCCGCUGGACGAACUGCUCAGGGACAUGGAGGACCUGAAGCAUUUCACCCUCUACACUUCCGCCUUCUGUGGUUUCGUGGUCUCCUCGGAGCGCGUCGGAGACAAAUUCACGCGAGCUCUACAGGACUUCAAUUUUCAGCCAGACACAUUGUAUGGCGUGUAUGACAACGAAUACUCCCGACCAUAUAUGCAGUACAUCAUACGCCACUUCGAGAGUAAGGGGCUCCUGUGAAUCACAUUGACUAUACAGUGUGAUACAGCACUAGAAUUGCAUAAUGACUUCAGUAUUUUAUGCGACAAAUCUUGCCACAGCACUACAACGUCUGCAAUACAUGCAGAGUGAAAUAAUUGUUAAUUUAACUUUCAACUCCAUGUGUAACUUGCUCCGUUCACCUUCUCACUGAAUGAAUUUUUUUUCUAAACGACAAAAAUAAAAAAUCAGUAUCUCUGGUUGUCAUUAA
Messenger RNA from Schistocerca cancellata (South American locust), 1610 nucleotides. RefSeq lists its product as uncharacterized. Bases 125 to 1381 code for a protein of 418 amino acids. Lineage: Eukaryota; Metazoa; Arthropoda; Insecta; Orthoptera; Acrididae. The record is from RefSeq and is a predicted model, not a curated record. The transcript has 4 exons.